AUGCUCGGAGACGCUCAAUUGGACGCCUGCGAGUCUCAGCUCCGGUCGUUCCGCAUGAUGAACGGCCAGUACUACGAGACUCUGCAAGAAAUCCUCCGCAAGUAUGAGAGCCUGGUUGAGGACUACCGCAUGCUCCGCAGCGACUACGAAGAGGAGAAGGAGAAUCGUGAGAAGUACAAGCGCCAAGCCCGCGGCCAGGAGAAGAAUCCUUUCGUCUUGGUGCUCGUCGACGGCGAUGGCUACACCUUCAAAGACCAUCUGAUCAAGAACAACCGCGAGGGAGGCGUCAGUGCUGCCCAGCUCAUGAGCACCGAGAUCCGCGAGCGUCUGCGGAAGCUGGGCCAUCUUGACCACUGCCGCCUGGUUGUUCGCAUCUACAGCAACUUUGCUUCCAUCUCCCGUGUCCUGAGCCACCACGGUCUCGUUGGCGCCCAUGCUCGAUCAAUUGCUCCCAUCGCUGCCGCCUUCACAGGUGCCAAAGACCACUUCGAUUAUGUUGAUGCUGGAGAGGCAAAUGGUGCUGUCUUCACCAAGGUUGAAGAAACCUUCCGCCUUUUUGCCGAGAGCGGCCAAUGCAAGCACGUAUUUUUUGCUGGCUCCCACGAUACCCGCUACAUCCCUCUUCUCAGUCCCUACUUGGGAAAAGCUGAUAAGAUCACCCUCAUCAAGUCCCCUGCUGACCAGUCAGAGUAUCGUUCUCUCGGCCUCCCCAUCGAGAAAUUCGCAUCAGUCUUCCGUGAUGUCCCAUUUCCCGCUCAAAACCCCGGCAACACUACCAUCAAGGGUGCCGCCACCAAGCAAGCCAUGCCUCAGCCAGAACCCGUCAAACCUGUCGUCGAGGAGCGCAAUGACUUGUUCAGACUUAACGGCGCAAGUUCUAGGAACGAUAGCGAGGACUACACCGAUCCGAAUGCUCCCAAGCCGUGCGCCAUGUUCGUACGCAAAGGGAUAUGCAAGUUUGGCAAAGGCUGCAAAUUCAGCCAUCCCCCGAAGGGUUCCGACACCCCCCAGGUGCCUCAGAUCAAGACGAAGACCAAGGAAAACUGGAGGGACGGCAAUGCCUUCUCCGACGAUUGGGGGAAUAAUGCCCCCGAACCAUCCUAUGGGGAUGAUUGGGGCGCCAGCUCCAAGAAGCCGGCCAGCUUUGCAGAUGACUGGGGCAAGGUUCCCAAACCGAGGCAGGGCUCCCUCAUCCAGUCCAGGUUUGCCGAUGACUGGAGGGAGAACUCAAGGCCUUCGACUGCCGGCUUUGCCGAGGAUUGGGGCAAUGGUCCUCAGCAAAACUCCAGGAACGGAUCCAUCUCGAGUAACAGUCUGCCUUCCCGUGCCCAGAAGCCAGGCUCAAUUUCGGAACUUAGCAUGGGCUCUCGCCAUCAGGAAGAGAUCAAGCCACAUCAGGCUGAGGCUCUGCGUAGCAAGUGGGAGUCGGAUACUCCGGAGUCGCCCAAGACGAAGGACUCGAUGCCUCCUCCUGAAAGGCCCCAGUCAAAGAAGUUCAACAGUGCCUUCACCACCGCCGCAGACCUUCCUCGCCCGACGCCCGAGACCGAAGGUAUGAUUCCCGUCAACAAGUACGGUGACCGUCUGGACUUCUACCUCCCGCGCCCCACGGCCGAAGAAUAUUCCGCGUACAAUGCCAUGGCCAAGGAGCCUGGAAGGAAGCCCUGCAACGAAUAUCAGCUUCGCGGUCACUGCCCCUCUCUUGCCGCCGGCAAUGACUGCGAAUACGACCACAACCCGCUCAGCCCAGAACUGUUCCAUGUGUUGAAGGUCAUUGUGCAAGGAUACCCGUGCCCGAAGCAAGGCGCCUGCCGCAAGUCGGAUUGCUACAACGGCCACGUCUGCCAGCGCCCGGGCUGUCGCGGCAUAUAUCCCUGCAAGUUCAAGAACGACUACCGCGCGCACAACCUGGAUCCGAAGGUCGCCGAGUGGGCUCCUGCCAUUGACAUAGCAGAACGCGAGCCGGACGACGCAUCUAGUGUCACCAUGGGCGACGCAGUGCCAGAAGCCGUACCGAAGCCGGCUUCUUCUGUAGCCAGCGACAUCAAGCCGGACGUGCCGGAAUGGCACCCGGAGUCAGCAGCGUGGAACCCCGACGCGGCGGACUGGAAUCCUCAACCUGCCACCAAGAGCUGGAAGCCGGCGGCAGCCGAGUGGAAGCCCGACACUACCACCACCUCCUCCACAAUCUUUGAUUUGAAAAACAGCACCUGGAAGCCGGCCGUCUCCAGCUGGAACCCCAAUGCCACCGUCUGGAAGUCCAGCCAAGUUGACCGCAGCGACAUCGACAGCGAUUCCGACAGCAUCGCGCCGCAGCCGGAGAAGGAGAUCCUCGACCUCGGCGCCGACGACAGCGACAACAACGCCGUCAGCAGCAUCUUCUCGCCCAAGGCCCGCGACGGCCGCCUCGACAGCGUCGUACAGAACGCCGGCGCCGGCGCCUCAAAGCAUCAAGAUCAGGCCACCACCAAGGCACCCCUCGUCGACACCACCGCUGCCGCCCAGGCCAACGGAGGCGGCUCCUCCUCGAACGGUGACAGCAGCCAGUCCCCGGCACCGCAGCAACAGCAUCCAGAACCCGAGACCAACCUGAUGGACGACGACUGGGGCAACCCGCCUGACGGCGCCGGCAUGACGUUCGCUGAGACGGCUGAGCCCGUCAGCUUCGAUGAUGACUGGGGCAGCGCGCCGCCGGGCGUCGAUAAUCCGGUCCUAGCCGACGAGCCCGUGGAUUUCGCGGAUGACUGGGGUCCGAGCACGAAGAAGGCUGCGCCGGCGAAGAGAGGACAACAGCAGGCCCCUCGCCAACAGAACCACAGAGGCCAGGCAAACCACGGUAGCAAUCAUUCCGGGCCGGUGUGGCCCUCGGAAUUGGAGAGGCAGCAGAAACAGAAGAACGAGUAUGACCACCUCCUAUGGGUGAGGACGGUCGACUAG
Messenger RNA from Lasiodiplodia theobromae, 2937 nucleotides. Its product is annotated as Zinc finger CCCH-type protein. The transcript has 3 exons. Lineage: Eukaryota; Fungi; Ascomycota; Dothideomycetes; Botryosphaeriales; Botryosphaeriaceae. Gene Ontology annotation, molecular function: metal ion binding. The record is from RefSeq and is a predicted model, not a curated record. The coding region runs from base 1 to 2937 and encodes 978 amino acids.